Molecule: messenger RNA, 1333 nt
Organism: Betta splendens (Siamese fighting fish)
Lineage: Eukaryota; Metazoa; Chordata; Actinopteri; Anabantiformes; Osphronemidae
Gene: hint3
Product: histidine triad nucleotide binding protein 3
Exons: 5
Coding region: 57-557 (166 amino acids)
Molecular function (GO): catalytic activity
Source: RefSeq, a predicted model, not a curated record
GUGACAUCUGGGAUCGACUGACCUGGUCUUACUCAUUACCAGCCUAUUGUGCAGCAAUGGCAGGAGUCGAGGAUACACAAGCUCCUCAGGUUGAUGUUUCCACACCCAGUAGCGUGACAGCUGAAGGAUAUGAUAAGAAAUGCAUUUUCUGCAAAAUUGUAAACAAGGAAGUGGACACGGAGCUUCUUCAUCGUGAUGAGGAAAUCUCAUGUUUCUCUGACAUCAGGCCUGGAGCUCCCUACCAUUACCUUGUUGUACCAACAAAACAUGUGGGCAACUGUAAAUCACUCAAUAAAGAACAUGUACCUUUAGUGAAGAGGAUGGUUGAGACUGGGAAAGAGAUGCUGCAGAAGAACAAUGUAACAGAUCUCAAUGAUGUCAGGUUUGGUUUCCACUGGCCUCCAUUUUGUUCGGUCACACACUUGCAUCUUCACGUUUUGGCUCCUGCCAGUCAAAUGAGCUUCAUGUCCCGGCUUUUCUACAGACUUAACUCCUAUUGGUUUAUUACGGCAGACCAGCUGAUUGACCUUCUCAACUCUAAAGCAGAUACCAACUGAUCACUGUGAUCCAAUUCAUGCAGUGCUUUCAUGAAGUAAUCAAACACUGCAUUCAUGUCAGGUUGGAUGGAAGCAUAAAAUGUAUAUUGAGGGUUUCGUUGGCUGUAAAUACUGUAGGAACACUUGGAUUUUUAGUUUUACAAUGAAGACAUUGCUUCAAAGUUUGGUUUCUUAUUGCUGGAAAAAUAACACACAGAAGUAUUAAAACCUGAUGUUAAAAACAACUAAUUAAACCUACAUGUAUGUUCAUUCACCAAAUACAUUAACUGCCAAAGAAAGUACUAAACACACAUAGCCUCUUCCUGUUAAUAGAAAGGUAGAGUUGAACAACAGUUUUAAUGUGGCACAAGUGUGAUUUUUAUUGUCAAUGUGAAAAUAAACCCAAUGUGCCACAGCCUUUGACAUUUGACAGCAGAGUAUGCCACAAGUUCCUUAGUUUGAGUAGAAAGCAUUUGGAGGUAUAGCUUACGUGGAUCAUCAACUAUUUAAAGGGUUGUUUUACAGAGGAAGCACUAUGGUACUCACUUACAAUGUAGUGCUCCUAAGGGGCUCAACAAGCACUGAAGUACAGGAAGUUAUUUGCACAGUGAUGCUUUGUGAUUAUCCUAUACAAAGUAUUUAACAAUCAAACUGAAUUGUGUUGGAAUUAAAUACUAUUAUACUGUAUACUGUACAAAUGGAAUGUAAUAAAAUUAUAUAAUGCUAUAUGUACUGUAUAUGCAUUUAAAUGCACAAAAAUAGAGAUUUCAAAUAAAUAAUAUAUUGGCUCUUCUCUA